UUGCUUGUGUGUGGGCGUUUCUCUCCGCUUAUUGACAUGAAGUGACAUGAUCGUGCACACUGAUCUUGCAGCUAAAGAUAGUGACGAUGUCUGCGGAGGCGGUGUAUGACUGCAUAGUGAUCGGGGCCGGGGUGCAGGGCUCGUUCACGGCCUACCAGCUGGCCAAGAAGGGCAAGAAGACCCUGCUGCUGGAGCAGUUCGUGCUGCCCCACACCCGGGGCAGCUCCCAUGGCCAGACCCGCAUCAUUCGCAAAGCCUACGACGAGGACUUCUACGCCCACAUGCUGGACGAGUGCUACGAGCUGUGGGCUCAGCUGGAGAAGGAGGCGGGCGUCAGACUGUACAGACAAACAGGUCUCCUGGUGAUGGGACCAGAGAACAGUCGAUAUUAUGAACUGGUGAAGACCACCCUGAAGAAGAACAAGGUUCCCAUGGUGGUCCUGACCAAGGACAACUUCAGCCAGCACAUCCCCCAUGUCAUCCUGGACGAGGGUCACGGAGCGGUGGUGGAAGUGCCUGCUGGAAUUCUGUAUGCUGACCGUGCACUCAAGACUGCACAGGGGCAGUUUCAGAAGUUGGGUGGGGUCAUAAGAGAUAAGGAGAUGGUGACGGACAUCAAGCCUGGUCCCGUGGUAACCGUUGUUACCUCCUCUGGUGCUUAUCAAGCCAAGAGUGUGGUGAUCACUGCUGGACCCUGGGCUAACAGACUGCUGGCCCACACCGGCUUGGAGCUGCCACUAGAGGUUGCAAAGAUCAACGUGUGCUACUGGAAGGAAAAGGUUCCCGGGUCGUACGACAUAAAGAAGCGUUUCCCCUGCUUCAUACAGACGGAGUGUGAGGAGUCUAAGGAGCACAUCUACGGCCUCCCGUCCAACGAGUACCCCGGCUUGAUGAAGAUCUGCUACCAUACAGGCAGCGUGGCAGACCCGGACCACAGAGACCAGCAGACAGACAGGUCUGACAUCGACAUCCUGCAGCGCUACAUCGCCCGCUGUCUACCCGGCCUGGAGCCCAAACCUGCUGUGGUGGAGAGCUGCCUGUACACGCUAACACCUGACCGUCACUUUGUGCUCGACUGCCAUCCUACCUACAGCAACAUUGUGAUUGGAGCCGGAUUCUCAGGUCACGGCUUCAAGUUUGGACCAAUCAUUGGCAAGCUCCUGAGUGAACUCAGCCUGGGUGAGGUGCCCUCCUAUGACCUCUCCCCUUUCAGAAUCAGGCGCUUCCAUGGAAACACCAAGCCAGCCUUAUAGAUCCAGGGCUGGAUUCUGUGACAUCAUCAGAUCCUCAUGAAGUCUUAAUUAAAUCUAACUGUAGCUUGAUUUGUCAUUCAGGGCUUGACAUUAACUUUUUGUGGCUGGUGGUUUUCUAAAGUUAAGAGCCUCAAUUUUGGUGUUGGGAAAUGUGUGUUUGUGCACAUUUGAUGCACACCAGCUUUCAUUAAACAUUAAUACAUCCAAUAUGACCCUGAGCUCCUUGUUGCAUACGAAGAAACAUACAAUGUUAUUAAUCAACAUUCUUCGGGGUCUUACUUUUUCCCCUCACUUCUGUUUUGGGACAAUCAGAAGAGACUGGGUUAAUCUGAAUGCUCUGACAUUUCUCCUCUCGCUGUCAUGGAGUGCGUAGAGAGAGAGACUGAAUCGAGCAGAGCUGAGGGAGAGGAAAUAGGAAGAUAAUCGGGGGGGAAAUAGUGGUUGGGUCUACAGCAGGAGAAAGGGUUAAAAAUAGAGAGGCUCCUGCUCAGAUCGGCAGGUCUGCAGAUGCCAUUUGAGACAACUGCAAUUUAAACAUACAUAUGUAUACAAUUCAACCAGCCAAAAUGUCUAGUCGCAGUGACUGUUACAGCUCACUGUUGAAAUAAACCUGCAUAGGCAGGUAAUCAAGGAUUAAUGUCAAGCCCUGUUGUCUUUUUAAUUUAGCACUUUGUUGUUUUAUCUGAUGCUUUAUU
Molecule: messenger RNA, 1948 nt
Organism: Labrus mixtus (cuckoo wrasse)
Lineage: Eukaryota; Metazoa; Chordata; Actinopteri; Labriformes; Labridae
Gene: pipox
Product: pipecolic acid oxidase
Exons: 8
Coding region: 87-1253 (388 amino acids)
Cellular component (GO): peroxisome
Molecular function (GO): flavin adenine dinucleotide binding; sarcosine oxidase activity; L-pipecolate oxidase activity
Source: RefSeq, a predicted model, not a curated record